Messenger RNA from Priceomyces carsonii, 216 nucleotides. RefSeq names its product cytidine deaminase. The transcript has a single exon. The record is from RefSeq and is a predicted model, not a curated record. Gene Ontology annotation, cellular component: cytosol. Lineage: Eukaryota; Fungi; Ascomycota; Pichiomycetes; Serinales; Debaryomycetaceae. Gene Ontology annotation, molecular function: zinc ion binding; cytidine deaminase activity. Bases 1 to 216 code for a protein of 71 amino acids.
AUGGAGGGCCACCUGCGUUUCAAAUCGAUAGCAAUAUCAUCCGACUCUAAAGAUCCUAUAUCCCCUUGUGGUAUCUGUAGACAGUUCAUCCGAGAAUUUGGAGAAGACAUUCCAGUUUUCAUGUUUAGUGAUGAUGGUUCGACAUAUCAAAAGGUAUAUCUCCGGGACUUGUUGCCAUUGAGUUUUGGGCCAGAGAACUUAGGCGUGGGUUCGUAG